AUGGCCACCACGACAACAGUUGUACGCAAAGACCACAAGAAGUGGAAGUGCAACAAAAACAUCUCGGGAAGGCUUUGCAGCACUGUCACCUCGAUGAGUAAUAUUUACUGCGAUAAAUGUGACAAUAGACGACAGACCGACGAUGAAGCCCUCGCUUCUGAUGAAUCUUCGAUCGGAUGGAUGUAUCACCUAGAUACCAGUCUGACAGAGCACUGGGAGUACACCAGUCCCGAACCUCUAUAG
Fusarium odoratissimum NRRL 54006 is the source of this 243-nucleotide messenger RNA. RefSeq lists its product as uncharacterized. The transcript has a single exon. The record is from RefSeq and is a predicted model, not a curated record. Lineage: Eukaryota; Fungi; Ascomycota; Sordariomycetes; Hypocreales; Nectriaceae. The coding region runs from base 1 to 243 and encodes 80 amino acids.